GGCAGGGGUGCAUCUUAUAUAAGGGGCUGCCUGCAGGAAGGGGACUUUCCACAGCUGCUUCCACUGCUCUGGGCCGGGAUCAUGGAACUUCUGCUGCUGUGCGCGCUGGUGGUGUUUGCUGGUGUGACUCCAACCCAGGGCGGGAUUAUGAACCUGAACAAGAUGGUCAAACAAGUGACCGGGAAGACAACCAUCACCUCCUAUUGGCCCUACGGCUGUCACUGUGGACUUGGUGGCAAAGGCCCACCCGUAGAUGCCACGGACUGGUGCUGCCAUGCCCAUGACUGCUGCUAUAGUCACCUGAAGCUCCACCAUUGCCGUUUCCACCGUGACCAUUACACCUACAAAUUUACGCAGGGGGACAUCCUGUGCUCUGACAAGGGGAGCUGGUGUGAGCAGCAGCUGUGCGCCUGUGACAAGGAGGUGGCCUUCUGCCUGCAACGUAACCUGGGCACCUACAACAAGACUCUGCGUUAUAUCCGUCUCUUCCGGAGGUCCCGCUGCAGUGGGCAGACCCCUAUGUGCUAGGAGAAACCUGCCCCGGCUUCCUGCACCCCCUACCCUGGUCUUUGGAAGUCCCACAGGAUUUCUGACACCCCCACCUCAGUAAUAGUGAACCCCCUGAACCAGCCAGGCUCUUUUAACACACUCCCAGCAAGAGGGAGGGUCUCAGCCUCUCCCCAGCCACCCAUCUUGCCUCUUGGAUCUUUUAAGUCUUCCCAACUGAGGCAAUAGCUGUCUCCUCUGAGGGUGGAUUGAGAUCUUAGGAAAAGCCAAGGGCAGGGAGCCCCCAGAGAUGGUGUUUGGGCCAAACCAGCAGGUGUUGGGGGUGGGGGCCUAGGGACCAAGGUGUGGCAGGUUCUCUCUGCCCCUGCCACUCACUCCCCAGGCCUCCCGCCCCAGUCUCACCCCUCCGAUACCCUGUCCAAGCUGCAGUGGAGUGGCCUCUCUGCGGGGCAGUACUGAUCUUUCUGUCCGUGUGACUCUGCUUCUUAAAACCCCGAGGCCCCCACUGCCCUAGGAUAGGAGUUUGGGACCUACACUGUCUGGUGCUAUGUCCCUCUCUCACUAGGCUCGGAGGUCCUGGCAGGCAAGGUACAUGCCUGACCUGGACUCAUUUGCAUCCCUGGUGACAAAGCAGUGCCAAGAAGGGGCUCUGUAAAUAUCUCUCGAGUGAAAUGCUAGACGAAGCCUCUGUUCCUCUUGCUCCAGUCCCACAAGCACGCGCCACCUGUCCUCCAGGCACUCUUUCUUUCCCUGAUUCCAGGUGUCUGCUCAGGCUGGGCUUCCUACAGAAAGGUUCCAGCUGUCAUCUCCAGGUGGCUAAGCCCUCCCCAGUCCCUCAGGGUCCAAGGGUUACUUCCUACAGAACUGUCCCCUGGCUGACUCCUCCCCAGCCCCAAGACCUCACUCCCUCCUCCGAACUCCACAUCCUUUAUAGCACUUCAUGGGUCUGCAAUUUACCAAAGUUUAUCUUGAGUGAUACAUCAUUGUCUGGACUUCUCUGAUCUCCCCCAACUAGACUGGAGCUUCCGGAGGAUGGAGGCCGUCUGUCUCAUCUUCGUUUCAUCUGCUCCCCCACAUAUUACGUACUCGAUUAAUGCUUAUGGAUCAAAUGAGCCCAUAAUGGAUAGAUGGAAGUUGUGGCAGGUGUUGGUGUCCCACCCAGAGCCCCUCCUGGCCCAGUCCCAGCCCCCAACUAAGCCAUGUGUUGGCUGUGAAGUGCUCACGUCCAUCAUCCAUCA
Messenger RNA from Rhinolophus ferrumequinum (greater horseshoe bat), 1745 nucleotides. RefSeq names its product phospholipase A2 group IID (gene PLA2G2D). The transcript is spliced from 4 exons. The coding region runs from base 82 to 528 and encodes 148 amino acids. Gene Ontology annotation, biological process: phospholipid metabolic process; lipid catabolic process; negative regulation of T cell proliferation. Lineage: Eukaryota; Metazoa; Chordata; Mammalia; Chiroptera; Rhinolophidae. The record is from RefSeq and is a predicted model, not a curated record. Gene Ontology annotation, molecular function: calcium ion binding; phospholipid binding.